Messenger RNA from Clavispora lusitaniae ATCC 42720, 1809 nucleotides. Its product is annotated as Zn(II)2Cys6 transcription factor. NCBI's taxonomy places the organism in Eukaryota, Fungi, Ascomycota, Pichiomycetes, Serinales, Metschnikowiaceae. Gene Ontology annotation, biological process: regulation of DNA-templated transcription; DNA-templated transcription. Gene Ontology annotation, molecular function: DNA-binding transcription factor activity, RNA polymerase II-specific; DNA binding; zinc ion binding. The record is from RefSeq and is a predicted model, not a curated record.
AUGGUGACAGAAGAAAACUCAGAAAUGGCCGUGGGUUCGACGAUGGACCUCUACUACAACAGAGACAUCGGCAACGGCAUGGUCACGUCGAAAUUCCGCAUCAACUCGGCCGCCCGCCAAAAGACGAAACAUCUGCUGGGCCACGACGAACUGGCGUCCCAUAGUCUUUUCAACUGCUCUCGAUGCUACAAACUCAAAAAACGCUGCUCCCGAGACAAGCCCAUCUGUUCCUAUUGCCUGAAAACGGGCGCAGACUGCGAGUAUGUGGAGCGGGUGAAAAAGCGGCCGAGAAAAGAGCUUGGUGAAAAAGAUGGCGAAGGUAAAGGCGGCCCCAACUCCAUCUCCAUUGCCUCUUUGGUGCAUGCUGCGCAGAACCAGGAUUCGAAACGCCAGGGCGAUGAACAGUUCCAUAAUAUAGAUCUCCCCAGCACGGUGGAUAUACCGAGUCGAAAUACGCCAGACGGUAAUGCUCGAGCAGGUCUGAGACCUGUGAAGUCUCUCAACCGGAAACUCUUGAGCUCGGCGUUCCGAAACGGCUCAAAGCAGAACUUGCACGAAGAAUACUUGGUGGUGAAGGCGAUUCCAGACGAAAACUUGCCCUCUGCGUUCAUGCACACGUUUUUCGCCAACUACGAGUGGAAAUACCCGUUUCUUAAUAUGCCCGGCAUGAUGAAGAAAUGCAGCGAGUUGUCGUUUGUGCUGGAAACGUUCGUCAACUUGGACGUUUACCUUGUUCUCUCAGUUGGCUGCAUCAUUUACGACGCUAACAACGACACCCGUCACUUUCUGGCGUACUUUAGCGAUUCUCUAAUCGAGUCCAUUGUGGAUAUGAUCAGCUACGAUUUCAGCUCAAAGGAAGAUUUGCCCACUGCACAUUUGCUCAUUCUCUUGGCUGUUUAUGCUAUAAACGUCAGCAAUGUCCGCUUGGCAUGGAACAUAGUGGGGUUCCUCAACCGUCUCAUCAUUUAUCUCACAGACUUCAGUGGAAGCAGCAAGUGUACGGAUAAACGAAGUUUCUGGACCAUUUACAAUUUGGACAAAGAGCUUUCGCUCUUGCUCGGAAAGCCAAGCCAGUUCAUUCCAACAAAACUAAUUACGGUUUCCGACGAUUUCUCGGAUAGUUUAGUUGAGGGCGAAGCGGAACCGUUGGCUCGCCUCAUGAAACAGAGUCUUGUAAUGUACCAGUUACAAGACCGGAUGCUUCACUUGCGCCUUGGUUUGGCCGAAGCCACCGAGGCUGCACUUUACUCGUUUUCGUCUGAUCUUGAAAAAUGGCGAGUAGAAUUUCUGCUGAUUGUUCACUCCGAAUACGCCGAUCUGCAUCUUCUCCCCAAUUUCAUUGGCUUGAUCAAUCUUGACUACUAUUUCUUGCUGAUUGAGCUUGACCAAAUUUCAUCGACGGAAUCGUCGCAGUUUACCCUUCAAUUCUUGUCCAAUUCCUUCAGUUUACUCCUUACCACCUCAGACAAAAAGGGCUCUGUUGGAACAUCUCUCUAUUCGUUAUUUUGGUUUCAGAAGCUCUUCAAGGUUAUUUCUUACAACUUAGAAUGGCUCGUACGGACUUUCACUAAAAAGGAUAUCCUGCUGGUGAAAUUAGCUGAAUUCAACAGCAAUAUCCAACUUAUGAUCAAUUUGCUCAAACUUUUGAUAAACAGCAACUCUGUGCCCCAACAUUAUAUUGGAAAGCUAAAAAACUACGUCUCAUUUUUAAGCGGCUUAAGCAUAAAGCUAAUGGGAUCCAAUGGAGCUUCAGACGAGUUUUUUGGAAAGUUGGCUGACGAAGUCAAAGAUAUGAUUACAUCGCAAUAG